AAAAAUUAAACAAUCAAUAAAACUUAAAAAGUACAAUUUUCUUUUAAAAAAAAAUUAAUUCAAUUAAUUAAUCUUUUUUUAAUUUUUACCUCUGUAUAUAUGUGAAAGAGUAAAGCUGCGACCUCAGUCCAAACUCCGGCGGCAUUUUUUCUCUCUCCCGCCACAUUUACGGCAGCUUCGUUUCUCCUAUCCUCCGCCGUAAACGACGGCGAUUUUCUCAUCUCCGACGCAGCGCCGCCGUAAGGGAGUCCAUCCAUAUUGACCUAGAUGGACCAGUAUGAAAAAGUUGAAAAGAUUGGGGAAGGGACGUAUGGUGUAGUGUACAAGGCCCGUGAUCGUACAACUAAUGAAAUUGUUGCUCUGAAAAAAAUACGACUGGAGCAAGAAGAUGAGGGAGUGCCGAGCACAGCUAUUAGAGAAAUUUCUCUUUUGAAAGAGAUGCAGCAUGGAAACAUUGUGAGGUUGAAGGAUGUGGUUCACAGUGAGAAGCGAUUAUAUCUAGUCUUUGAAUAUCUUGACUUGGAUUUGAAGAAGCACAUGGAUUCAUGUCCUGAAUUCUCUAAGGAUCCCCGUGUUGUAAAAACGUUUUUGUAUCAAAUGCUCCGGGGUAUUGCUUAUUGUCAUUCUCAUAGAGUUCUUCACCGAGAUCUGAAGCCUCAGAACUUGCUGAUAGAUCCACGAAGCAAUGUGUUAAAGCUUGCAGAUUUUGGAUUGGGUAGAGCAUUUGGUAUUCCUGUUAGAACCUUCACUCAUGAGGUGGUAACAUUAUGGUACAGGGCACCAGAAAUACUGCUUGGAUCAAGGCAGUACUCUACUCCGGUUGAUGUGUGGUCAGCUGGUUGCAUAUUUGCUGAGAUGGUUAACCACCGACCCCUAUUUCCUGGUGACUCGGAGAUUGAUGAACUUUUCAAGAUUUUCAGAGUGGUGGGUACUCCAAAUGAGGAUACAUGGCCUGGAGUGACUUCUUUGCCUGAUUAUAAAUCUGCAUUUCCAAAAUGGCCUCCUAAGGAUCUGGCAACUGUAGUCCUGAAUCUUGAUACGGCAGGACUGGAUCUCCUCGGUAAAAUGCUCUCCAUGGACCCCAGCAAGAGAAUCACCGCCAGGAGUGCCCUUGAACAUGAGUACUUCAAGGAUAUCGGCCACUUUCCAUGACUCUUUGCAUGUUUAUCAACAAUGCAAACAGAAAUUUGCUCCGGUUCUAUCUUGUGUUCAGUAGCGUUCAUGCUCCCUCAAAGACGCACUGAAUAUUACUAUUCAUGAUUGACUGCUGAGUGUUUUAAUUCUACUGCGUAGUUUGAUUCUGGCAUUGAAGAACAAGAUGGUGAUCCACAUAGUUAGUUCCUGGAGGAUGCAGGCUACAAGUUAAGGUUUACCAAGUUAUGUUUCGAUACUGUGUGGAAACUUCUCUUUUGUCUGUCAAUAGAAAGACUGUUUUCUCAACAUUAGGAUUCUUCAGAACUUUUGAUAUUUUGGUAGGAAAAUUAUGAAAGGCCCCAAAAAAAAAAAAAAAGAAACGUUGAUCAUAGCUAUAAGCUCGUGCUACUUUGUUCCCCCAUGAAUUGUAAUUAGGUGAUUGUGUGUAUUAUCUCUUGAUCUCUGUUUUGCCUUUUGUUU
This is a messenger RNA of Capsicum annuum, 1614 nucleotides long. RefSeq names its product cell division control protein 2 homolog A. The transcript has 10 exons. Gene Ontology annotation, molecular function: cyclin binding; cyclin-dependent protein serine/threonine kinase activity; ATP binding. Bases 268 to 1152 code for a protein of 294 amino acids. NCBI's taxonomy places the organism in Eukaryota, Viridiplantae, Streptophyta, Magnoliopsida, Solanales, Solanaceae. Gene Ontology annotation, cellular component: cytoplasm; cyclin-dependent protein kinase holoenzyme complex; nucleus. The record is from RefSeq and is a predicted model, not a curated record. Gene Ontology annotation, biological process: regulation of meiotic cell cycle; signal transduction; regulation of gene expression.